Arachis duranensis is the source of this 870-nucleotide messenger RNA. Its product is annotated as zinc finger BED domain-containing protein RICESLEEPER 2-like. The coding region runs from base 1 to 870 and encodes 289 amino acids. The record is from RefSeq and is a predicted model, not a curated record. Gene Ontology annotation, molecular function: protein dimerization activity. The transcript has 4 exons. NCBI's taxonomy places the organism in Eukaryota, Viridiplantae, Streptophyta, Magnoliopsida, Fabales, Fabaceae.
AUGAGUCUUGUUUGCAUAGAUGUUAAAACGCGAUGGAACUUUACAUACUUAAUGUUAGUAGCAGCCUUAAAGCAUCAAAAGGCAUUUGAGCUAUUAGAGAUGCAAGACAAAAAAUUUUUUGAAGAACUAAACAAGGGAAGAGGGGUACCUUUAAUUCAAGAUUGGGAUUAUGCUAAGUCCGUCUUACCAUUUUUAGAGAUGUUUUACGAUGCUACACUUUGUAUUUCUGGAUCCUCUUAUGUCGCUAGUAACUUAUACAUGAAAGAAGUGUUUGCUCUUGGAAGCAGGAUUCAACAAUAUCGUGAUGAUGAUGAUUUGAGCAUAAGUCUCAUGGCAAUUCUAGAUCCUUGCCAUAAAUUGGAUUAUGUUGAGUGGUGCCUAGUUAAUUCUUUUGGUGCAGAAGUGGGUGGUGAAUUGAAGAAAAAGUUGUCUUCUUGUCUUCAUUCACUUUAUAAUUUAUAUCAAGGUGCAGAUGAAGGAAACCAAGAUGAUACCCUCUCCCAACCGAGUGCAAACUGUGAGCCAGAUGAUAAGCCUUUGGAUAUUCUAGAAUGGUGGAAGGUUAACUCGAAUCAGUUUUUCGUCCUAGCAAAUAUGGCACGGGAUAUAUUGGCUAUACCAUUUUCAACAGUAGCUUCUGAGUCUACUUUUAGUAUGGGGGAAAGAAUCAUCGAUCAAUAUCGUAGCUCAUUGACUCCUAAGAUGGUAGAAGCCCUUGUAUGUACCGAAGAUUGGCUUAAAGGAGACUUUUUCUCUUCUCUUCCACCUGAGAAUUUUGAAGAGCUUGAAAAGGUCGAGCAAGAUUUGAUUUUUUCAGAGGGCAUUGCUUGUUCAGUGGGUCCAAGUUCAAUUGUGCUUGAGAAUGACUAG